Paramecium tetraurelia is the source of this 3708-nucleotide messenger RNA. RefSeq lists its product as uncharacterized. The record is from RefSeq and is a predicted model, not a curated record. NCBI's taxonomy places the organism in Eukaryota, Ciliophora, Oligohymenophorea, Peniculida, Parameciidae. The transcript has 3 exons.
AUGAAUAAAAUAUUAGCUUUAAGUUUAUGGUUGUCAAUUGCUUUCUCGUAAAUGACCUUCCAAUUAAGAAGCUUAGGAAAUGAUUUGGAGCAAUACUAUAUUUUAAUUGAAAACAUGCCCAUUACAGGGUUCUGUUUCAUGAGCAUAAAUUUACUUGAGCAAGAUGAGGAUUUUCCUAUUGAAUAAGGGGAUGGAUUUUUAUUAAACUUCAUAUAGGGCUACUAGGGACUUUAAACAAAUGUUAUUUUUCCUGGAAUGUAUUCAUAUUAAUAUAACUCUUGCCCAAACAAAAUGGAGGUUGAAAUCGGACCUAUAAAGACUCUUCAUUUGAAAGCUAAUAUUCUUGUAAAGGCAUUCUUUGAGAGCACUACCAAAUAGCAGGCUUAUACAUAAUUAGUUCCUUAUAAUUAAUAUUCAAAUACAAAUUUAAAUUUGAUUACUGAUUCUUAAAUUACAAGUAGAUUAUGCAAUUUAAAAAUCACUUACUAACCAAUAUUCUAAUUAGAUUUAGAAGAUUAAAUUAUUUUUACUUUUCCUUUCCGAGAUGAAUAUGCAACUGUUCCAAACCAAGGCUACUUUUCCUAUUAAACACCUGAUUGUAGAGUUGAGUAUGAUGGAAUUGUUGAUGAUUCGAUUAUGUGCUAUUUCCUUUAGAAUUAACUUAAAAUAACCAAAAUCAGUUCUUAAUCCCUAUUAACCAUAAUAGUUCAAGGCUUUAUAAACUCAUAAAAUGUAAAAGAGAUUACAAAUAUUUAAUUUGAGUUACAAAGAUUUAUAACAUCGAAAUAUUACCUACUUGAGAGUUCUAUAUUAAACUAUCAAAUUAAUGCAAUUAAUUAGGAUAUCUUUGUAAUUCAAAUGUAAAGUGAUAAUCACAUUAAUUCUUAAAACUAACUCUAGCUCUAAGUAAAAUAUUAAGAUUUUUUAUAUUUUGAUUCAAUCAUGAUUAUUACUUUUCCAGUUGAUUUCUUAAUUGAUUAGCCAAUUGUUACAUUAAGUGAUAAUAUGAAUUCCAAUUUUAUCUCAAAUUUCAUAGAUUAAACUAUAACAUUAUCCAAUUUCGUUAAGACUGAAGGAAAGUAAUCAAUAAUAAGUUUGUCUGUGCAAAUUCAGAAUCCUCUUAUUUAAAAAUUAUAUAGUGGCUUAAAAGUUAAGUUGAUAUGGUAAAAUUAUGGAAUUGCUUAAUCAAUACCCUAAAAUAUUUUAUUAAGACCAUUAUCCUUCAAAUCCUUUAAAAUGGAAAAUUAUAAUAAAAACCUAAUAGAAUAAACACAAUAUUGUUACACAAUAGAAUUUCAAAAGAAUUUUUAUGCAAAUUCAUAUGUAGAGAUUUAGUUCUUUUCUAAAAUAUCCUUUGAUUCUGUAUUGAGUAUUAAAGAUUCGCAAAAUAUUAAUUCUAUUGCACAAUUAGAAAGAGAUGGUUAAAAAGUUAGAAUAAAAAAUAUUUUCACAAAUACUUAAUUUGAUAAAGAAGUCUACUUCUGUCUUAAUGGAAUUUACAAUCCAUCUUAUAUAGAUAUGGAAAAUGAAAGUUAUACCUUUACUAUAAUGUUUGAUAAUUUCCCAUAGGUCUUGAAUGAUGAAAAAUUGUAUAUAAAUCUAUAGCAUGGUUAUUUGGAAUUAUAAUCUAUGGCAUAAUCUGAAGAAUUAACAAAUCAAAAAUAAAACUCUAUAAAUAUAAGUUUUAAAACUUAAACUGGAUUAUUGGAAAAUGAUUUAAUUUACUUUUAUUUUGAUUUUAAUAAUUACUUUUUUGAUAACCUUUUAAGUGACAAUAAUGAAAUAAAAUGUGAAAUUAAUCAAUAAUAAGCUUUCUGCUCGCUUUAAGAAAAUUCAAUUAAAAUAUAGACUUCUACCAUGCUGAUACCAAAAUCUUCAAUCAAUAUUAAAAUCAACAAUUUCAUCUCUAAUCGAUCUCUUAACCCAAUCAAUAACAUAAGCAUCAAAACCUUUCACCAAAUAUUUAUAAUUGAUGUUCUACCUUAUGCUCCAAACCUAAGUAUAUCAAAGCCUAAUCAACUAUCUUACUAUUUUGUCGAAGUAAUUAAACAUACAAAAUAAAAUUCAUUCAAAAUAUAUAUGCAAUUCAAAAUCCCUCUCAAAGAUACAGACUCAAUUAUAAUUUCCCUUCCUUCAAAUUUCAAUUGUGAAAAUUGCAUCUGUUAGUAUCACGAUUGCUAAAUCAGUAAAUCAAAAAUUACUCUAACAAACUUGUACGACAUUAAUUAAAUUGAUUCAAUUGAAAUUCUGUAGGAUUAAAAUUCAGUUUAAUAAACAUAAUUAACUGAAACAAUAAUUUAAGUUAAGGAUUAGCUGGGAUAUUUAAUCUUUGAAGAUUCGUCUUCAUUAAAUACUUAGAUUAAUUAGUUUAAAGAUUUUAGAAUAAGUCCUUUAAAUGAUUCUAUUGGAAUUCAUUCUGCUUACACCUUGCAAUUUAUAUCGAACAUUAAUUUUAAUAAAAACGAUACAAUUAUUUUAGAUUUUGAUCCAGAUUUUAAUAUAAAUUCAAUGCAGUGUGUUGAAAAUGUUUAAUGCCUUUAAAAUUAAAACUAAAUAAAAAUGAAUUUCUAAUUCUAAAUUUAGAAAAACUAAAAUAUAAGUUUAAUGAUACAAUCUAUCGUUAACCCUAAUACAAUAAGUUCCAUAUAUUAUUACACUCUAUCUCAAUACAAUGAAAACAAUCAAUUGGUUUAACAAAGUUUUAUUAAAUCAAAUUAUUUUAAAUGUUAAUUUGAAAACUGCAUAGUUUGUUAUUCUGAGUAUUGUUAAUAGUGUUAAUAAGGGUAUUUAAGAAUAUCUGGGAAGUGCUUAUAUGAUUGUCCAGAAGGAUACAUAAUUAUUAAUGAAAGCUGUAAGAAAUGUGAGACAACAAACUAUUGUUAAACAUGCUCAUCAAAUAACCUUUCAUAAUGUUUGUAAUGCUAAGAUGGCUAUUUUUUAUAGAGCAAUUUGUGUAUUAAAAAAGACAUAAUAAUAACAAAUAAUACAAAUACAACAUCUCCUAAUUAAAAUAAUAAUAGUUCAUAAAACUCUACCUCUUAGAAUGAUUCAGUUAAUGAUUCUAAGAAUAAACUAGUAAAUAAAAAUAUCAGAAAUAAAUAUUAUUUGGGCAUACUUAAUUACUUAGAGGCAGGAUGUUUUUGCACACUAAUACUUUAUAAAUUAGCAAAUAAAAAUUUUUAGAUGUUUUUGACCUCAUCUAUCAUCUUGGGGUUUUCGAUUCCGAUAUUUAGAAUAUUCUCAUUAGUAUUUUUUACAAUUGAAGAAUAAUAUGUAUUUUUAUCAUUUACCCUAAUUUUGCUUUUGUUUAGCUAGCUUUAAAGUUUUCAUUUUCAAGCGUAGAUUGAAGUUCCCCUAUUAACAGAUGUCCAAUAUAAACUCAAUGUUUAAAAGUAAAAUUACUUUUAUCUCAAUGAUUUAUUGUUUAAAUUCUUAGAUUUCAGAAUAAUAUGUAUUCUGAAAAGCAAAUUAGCAAAAUCAAAUUUAUUUAACUUUUCAUUUAAAUAUAACGAAGAAAUUAAUGCUGCUCUACUUUUGAAUUACAAACGGCUGAUAACACUAUAAAACCCUUUACAAAUUACUUUGCUCUUAACUGCAAUUAUUAUAAACAAUACAAACAACUAUUAAUUUGAAUUUUUGAUAUAUUCUUCUGUUGAAUGGGUCGCCAACGCUAUUAUUUUUUAUUAAUUAAGGAAAAAUAAAUUCUGA